Gracilinanus agilis (Agile Gracile Mouse Opossum) is the source of this 509-nucleotide messenger RNA. Its product is annotated as mitogen-activated protein kinase kinase kinase 15-like. The record is from RefSeq and is a predicted model, not a curated record. Lineage: Eukaryota; Metazoa; Chordata; Mammalia; Didelphimorphia; Didelphidae. The annotation marks the transcript as partial. The transcript has 3 exons. Gene Ontology annotation, biological process: cellular response to stress. Gene Ontology annotation, molecular function: MAP kinase kinase kinase activity.
AGUUCCGAAGAGUUGCACCUCUCUGUUGCCCACAUCAAGCAGAUAAUUGGGAUUUUGAGAGACUUCAUCCAUUCCCCUGAGCACAGAGUUAUGGCAUCAACUAUAUCUAAGCUAAAAGUUGAUCUAGACUUCGACAGCACUUCUAUAAAUCAGAUUCAUUUGGUGCUAUUUGGAUUUCAGGAUGCUGUGAGUAAAAUCUUGCGGCAUCAUUUAAUCAGGCCCCACUGGAUGUUUGCAAUGGAUAACAUCAUACGUCGAGCAGUGCAGGCUGCUGUUACUAUUCUUAUUCCAGAGCUUCGAGCCCACUUUGAGCCAGCCUCUGAAAUGGAGGGAGUAGAUAAGGAUGGGGAUGAAGUAGAAGAGGAUUACCAGCCAGGAGAUCCCAGUGGAAAUGAAGAGCCCAUUGCCUCUUCUGGAGUGAGCAGGGCAGGCUCUGUACUAACCCUGGAAUCUCAACAGCAUCACAGACUGAACCUUCAGUUGAACAAGCUCAGACAAGAAACUAACAG